ACAGGGGCUUUCCUGGGUUUGAUGGGGGGCUGGGUGUGUGAAAGAGCCAAACUUGGAAGAAAAUCAGAAACCUCCCUCUGGAAAUACCCCUUGGGCUGGAAGUUGUGGAGGUCCUGGGGCCGGUGCUGUGGGGGCGGUUCCUACAGGGCUUAAGAAGGGCUGAGGUUGGAGCCGGCAGCCAGACAGAGACAGCCCCGGCCAGCGGCACCCGCUCCUGGAAGGGGGGAAGGAAGGAAAGAAGGGAAAACGAGCCCUGCUGCUGCCCUGUGGGUGAUGGAGCCGGCUCCUGUCCUCCUCCUCGGUUUGCUUUGGGGAUGCAGCGGGCGCCCCGCUGACAGGCUGGUGGUGACACCGCGGGACCCGGUGGUGCCGUUUGGGGGCUCGACAGAGCUGAACUGCUCCUUGGCCUGCGCAGGGGGCAGGGUAGAGUGGAGGGGGCUGGACACCGCCCUGGGGACCAUCUCCUCCUUCUCUACCCACAGCAUCCUGCACAUUAGGCAUGCCACCGUGGCCACGGAGGGCAUGAAGAUCUGCCAGGGCAGCUGCCAAGGGCAGCACUACCAGAAAACCGUCACACUGAAGGUCUACGCCCUCCCAGACACGCUGAGGCUGGAGGCAGCUCCCCACAUACUGCGCCCGGGAUACCCGGCCAAACUGAACUGCUCAGCCAUGCACCUCCAUCCUAUCACUGGGGUGACCCUCACCUGGUACCGGGGGCACCAGGUGGUGGAGAACACACACUUUGAUUCUGAUGAGGCCCAUGAGGAGCUGUACAAUAUCGUUUCCAUCCUGUCUGUGAACGGGACAGAGGUGGCAGAAGGCGUGGAGUUCAGGUGCGAGGUGACGCUACAUGUCGGGAAGGAGACCUUCACCCGGGUGGCAUCUCUGGUGGCAAGUGCCGAGGCUGUGAUGGAGCAGCCAGCAGCCGAGCUCACCUCCAUGGGGAGCCCAAGCACCGCCAGGCCCGUGGUCACCACAACACUUCCUCCAGGGCUGAGUGUCCCUGCAGGUGAUCCCACCACAGCACGGGAGCCCAACACUGGGACCACCCCGGAUCUGGCUGCUGUCACCAACCCCCCCUCCACGGAGUCCUCUGUGUCCCAGGACUUCAUGGCAGGCAGCCCCAUGGCACGUGUGACCACCACCACCCUCCCUGGCUCUGACACGACAGGGACAAAGCCAUCUGCGGGGACAAUUCCUGCCUGCAGCCUGCAGAUCUGGUCGCUGCCUCCCACCGGGACGCGGGGCAGGGCCCUGCGCAUCGAGUGCCAUGCUCAGUGUGCCGGGAACGCCACGGUGGGCUGGCUCUGGACCCCCGCAGACCUCUCGGAGUACCGAGAGGAGUCUGCGGGCAGCAGCUCCGUGCUGCAGCUGGACUGCGCCGAGCCCUGGCACCAGGGCCACUACCAGUGUGUCCUGCUCGGCCGCCGCAUGCAGAUGGUCAGCCUGGAGGUGAUGGUCAUGGACGAUUCCUUCAGCACGAGCCCUGCCAUUGCUCUGGGGACGGCGGGAUCGCUCUUGGGGCUCAUCGUGACAGCUGCCGUGUCUCGACGCCUGUGGAAACGAUUCAGAUCUCGGUGGCAGCUGUCCUAGAAGUGGGAGCAACCGGCUGGUGGCCCCAGCCUUCCAGCCGUGUCCCUGCUGUCCCCCUGUCUGUCGCUGGCCUCACCCGGCCCCUGAUGAGCGAGUGGGAGCAGGAGGGGCAGCAGGAGGAGCUGCUGUGGGAGGCAAAGCCUGUCAGGGCAAUGAGCAGAGGUGACACAGGGACGAGAUUAGGGACGCGUUCGGGACUGGAUCCCCGAGGGCUGGCACCGAACACUGCGCUGGGUCCGGCGCUUGGGGCUCCCGGCACCAGCGGACGGGCGGGAGCUCGAAGGCGGCUUGUCUGUCACGACGGAAAGUCCGAGGCAGCCCCGCGAGGAGCGCGGGCUCGGCGGGCGGGUGGGACCGGUGCUGUAAUAAAGAGCUGUUU
Molecule: messenger RNA, 1972 nt
Organism: Cinclus cinclus
Lineage: Eukaryota; Metazoa; Chordata; Aves; Passeriformes; Cinclidae
Gene: MADCAM1
Product: mucosal vascular addressin cell adhesion molecule 1
Exons: 5
Coding region: 274-1593 (439 amino acids)
Biological process (GO): leukocyte tethering or rolling; heterotypic cell-cell adhesion; positive regulation of lymphocyte migration
Cellular component (GO): membrane
Molecular function (GO): integrin binding involved in cell-matrix adhesion
Source: RefSeq, a predicted model, not a curated record